AUGUUGCUUUUGUUUAGAAUAAAUAAUUUGCUCACAAUGUUAAACCUUGGAAAACAGAAGGAUGUACACCGUUCUAAAUCGUCGCCAGUUGAAUCGUGCUUUAGUUUUUGUGGAUUGGUGAUAUCCAUUGGUAUGUUAGGUGGAUUAGCUGGACUCAUUUAUGGUAUUGUGAAACCAAAUGUAACCGCUUUGAUUAGUGGUAGCGUUGUCUUAGGUGUAGCUAUAGCACUCACAGUAAUUAUCAUAAUAUUUGUAUUUUGUAUUCAAAAAAAAGAUGCAUCAGAUCAACUUUUAUCAUCGUCCUCUCGUGUUCACAAUUUAAGAUCAGAACAUUCACACGUCCAUCAUCAACAACAGCACAACUAUAAACCGCGACCAUCACGACAAGGACCUCCGUCUCAGCAGCAACGCGAGAAACUUUCUAUUUCAACGGUAGGCGUUGGAUUAACAAUGGAUAAAAAAUAUAGUGCCGAUAUUCAUUCAAUGAAAGGAGUGCCGGGUACUCGUACUUCUCUUCAAGAGAGUAAUCAUCAUCAACGAUCAUUACAACUUAAAACUACCAGUUUCGUUAGUUAUUAG
Molecule: messenger RNA, 579 nt
Organism: Didymodactylos carnosus
Lineage: Eukaryota; Metazoa; Rotifera; Eurotatoria; Philodinida; Philodinidae
Source: the annotation of a GenBank genome assembly